UGUGAGAUCACUAAAAAUUAUUAAAGUUUUGUAAAAUUGGUGUGGAACUAUUUGGUCAUAAGAAAAAGAAGUGACAUGCCUUCUCAGCCACCUGGAGUGAUGAGGAAACCGAAGAUUACCUGGAAGAUGGUGAAAAAUUGUGCUUUCACCUCUCAAGUCAUACUAGAGGAUGAAGAUAGUCUUGCAAAACAACUGACUGAUCUACAGGAGAAAUGGACUGAACUCUUGAUGAUGAAUAGAAGAAAUAUUGCAGAAAAGAAUGGGUUGAUUUCUGAUAUCAAUUCUCUCAAGCAAAAACAUACAGAAUCAAAGAUCAAGCUUCGGGAAAUGGAAAGAGAAAAAUUAGAUUUGAGAUUUGAAGUUAAUCAACUCAAAGACAUUCGAAAAUGGAUGAAGAUUGCUGGAGCAGAAGUUCUUGAGAAACAGGAAGAGAUUUUCAAUAAUCCUAAGAACAAAACUAGUCUGGGUUAUACUGAACACACUGUUCAAGAACAUAAAAUGUUGAACUUCGUCAAGGCUACAAAAGAAGCUCAAUCAUCUUAUAAUAUAGUUGAACGUGAAGAAGAAGAACUCUUGGGAUUGCAAUCAGCAAUUGACCCCUUCGUUCCCCUGAUUGAUUGCGUCCAGGAUGACUUCUUCAAUUGUAUGAUUGUUGCUGAUCAAGAAUCUGGGCGUGAUCAUGAAGGUAUUGUUUUUCAGAAAAAUGCAGGGAGGUGUGAUCAAAAUCCUCAAUUCGUUGAGUCUAAUGCCACUCUUGUGAAGAGCCCAACAACUGCUCAAGUGGAUGAAGAUGAUUAUAUGGGUGGUGAUAAUGAUGAGUUAAAUGAGGACGAAUGCUUUAUUCGGAGGGAUGAUCCUUCUUUUGAUAUGUCUUUUGGUAAUGAGGUAGACGUGACAUUGGAUGGUGGCUUUGAAGACGGGUCGGAUUUGGCCAUCGGACUUGACAAACGACUGUUUUCUCUCAACUUCUUCUUCUACCGACUACAAAGGUAUCACAUCACUUGUAAUUUGAGGAAGCGUUUUCCAAAGUUGUGCAAAAAGGGGUUGGAUAAACUUUUUGAGGACCUUGCAAAUGCAUACACCAAACGGUCAUUCAAGAGGUUGUAUGGCGACUUGAAAGCAAGGUACCCAACUGCUGGCAAUUACAUUGACAAGAUCCCAAAGAAAAGAUGGGCCAGGGCGUAUUUUGAAAUAAACCGGAACCAAAUCAUGACAACAAAUGGCGUCGAAUCAAUCAAUAGCGUGUUGAGGGAGGCCAGGGAACUUCUUAUUGUUGCACUUUUAAAAGCAGUCCAGAACAUGACUUCAAGGUGGCGUGGAAAAAGGCAACAAGAGUUAAGGAAUACAUGUAUAUCGCAUACGCGGAAACAAUCUACCUCGUGCCACAUGAAGAUGACUGGGAUACCGAUGGAAUGGAGCUCAUAGAAGUCAAACCCCCUAUAUUGUACAAGCAAAGAGGAAGGCCAACAACGAAGAGAUUUCCAUCGGACGGCGAGGCACGAAAAAAAUAUAAAUUCACAUGUUCUGGUUGCCAAGGAAAAUGGCAUACAGUAGGGACAUGCGCAAAGAGACCUCGUAAAGACACAUCUACGACGAAUGACUUGAAUAAUACUGAUUGCAUUUA
This is a messenger RNA of Cuscuta campestris, 1624 nucleotides long. Lineage: Eukaryota; Viridiplantae; Streptophyta; Magnoliopsida; Solanales; Convolvulaceae. The record is from the annotation of a GenBank genome assembly.